This is a messenger RNA of Drosophila subpulchrella, 2915 nucleotides long. It is a transcript of the gene bib, whose product is annotated as neurogenic protein big brain. Gene Ontology annotation, cellular component: plasma membrane. The record is from RefSeq and is a predicted model, not a curated record. Lineage: Eukaryota; Metazoa; Arthropoda; Insecta; Diptera; Drosophilidae. The transcript is spliced from 5 exons. Gene Ontology annotation, molecular function: water channel activity. Bases 235 to 2337 code for a protein of 700 amino acids. Gene Ontology annotation, biological process: transmembrane transport.
UUGAAUACGGACGUGUUUUCGGAUCCAAGUCGAAGUCGAAGUCGAAUCACUACGGAUCGGUCGGUUGAAAGUUCAAAAACUCGUCAAUUGACAUAAAUUGAGUGCAAUUUGCAGUGUGCGAAAUGUGUGCCUAACAGAGCUAAAUUCUCUGUUUCUUGUCGCGUGUUCAGCUCACUCCAUCGACUUAAUUAGAAGAUUUAUAAACAAAUCGUAUCUAUAUAGUAGACAUACGAGAUGGCCGACGAAAGUUUGCACACCGUGCCCCUGGAGCACAAUAUAGACUAUCAUAUUGUGACUCUUUUCGAGCGCCUCGAGGCGAUGAGGAAGGACUCACAUGGCGGAGGCCACGGGGUCAACAAUCGGCUAUCCAGCACCCUGCAGGCUCCCAAGCGCAGCAUGCAGGCCGAGAUUCGCACCCUGGAGUUUUGGAGAUCCAUCAUCAGCGAGUGUCUGGCCUCGUUCAUGUACGUGUUCAUCGUCUGCGGUGCCGCCGCGGGCGUUGGAGUGGGGGCCAGUGUGUCCUCCGUGCUUUUGGCCACGGCUCUGGCCUCCGGAUUGGCGAUGGCCACGCUGACGCAGUGCUUCCUCCACAUCUCGGGCGCCCACAUCAAUCCCGCCGUAACCCUGGCCCUCUGUGUGGUCAGAUCUAUAUCUCCCAUCAGGGCAGCCAUGUAUAUAACCGCCCAAUGUGGCGGAGGAAUCGCUGGAGCCGCUCUUCUUUACGGAGUAACUGUGCCGGGAUACCAGGGGAAUCUGCAGGCCGCCAUCUCACAGAGCGCUGCUCUGGCUGCCUGGGAACGGUUCGGCGUGGAAUUCAUCCUCACCUUUCUGGUGGUUCUGUGCUAUUUCGUAUCCACGGAUCCCAUGAAGAAGUUCAUGGGCAACUCGGCCGCCUCGAUUGGAUGUGCCUACAGCGCCUGCUGCUUUGUGUCGAUGCCCUACCUGAAUCCGGCCCGCUCCCUGGGUCCCUCGUUUGUGCUGAACAAAUGGGACAGCCACUGGGUGUACUGGUUCGGACCCCUGGUGGGCGGCAUGGCCUCCGGCCUGGUGUACGAGUACAUCUUCAACUCGCGCCGCAACAUGCGCCACACCAAGGGCAGCAUCGACAACGACUCCAGCUCCAUACACUCGGAGGAUGAGCUGAACUACGACAUGGACAUGGAGAAGCCGGGCAAGUACCAGCAAUCGCAGGGCACCUAUCCCCGCGGCCAGUCGAAUGGCAAUGGCAAUCCCGGAGGUCAGGCAUCGGCAAAUGGUCAGCACCAGGCGGCCAAUAUGGGUCAAAUGGCCGGAGUGGUAGCCAAUGCUGGGCAGGGCAACUACUGCCAGAACCUGUACACCGCUCCGCCGCUCUCUUCGAAGUACGAGCAGCAGCAGGAGCCACUGUACGGUGGAACCCGCUCCCUCUACUGCCGCUCACCCACUCUGACCAGGAGCAACCUGAAUCGCUCGCAAUCGGUGUAUGCCAAGAGCAACACGGCCAUUAACAGGGACAUUGUCCCACGACCAGGUCCUCUGGUGCCCGCCCAGAGCCUUUAUCCCAUGCGCACCCAGCAGCAACAACAGCAGCAGCAACAGCAACAGCAACAACAGCAGCAGCAACAGCAACAGGUGGCUCCUGCUCCGCAAUCCGCCCACUUGCAGAACCAGAAUGUCCAGAAUCAGAUGCAGCAGCGCAGCGAGAGUAUCUAUGGAAUGCGAGGAUCCAUGCGAGGACAACAGCAACCCCUCCAGCAACAGCAGCAGCAACUGCAGCAGCAACAGCAACAGGCCAACAUGGGUGUGCAGCAGCAACAGUUGCAGCCUCCUCCUCAGAUGAUGGUCGAUCCCCAGCAGCAACCCCAGGGCUUCCAGCCGGUCUAUGGCACUCGCACGAAUCCCACGCCCAUGGACGGUAAUCAUAAGUACGAUCGGCGGGAUCCACAGCAACUGUAUGGCGUGACGGGACCCAGGAAUCGCGGACAGUCGGCCCAGUCCGAUGACAGCUCCUAUGGCUCGUAUCAUGGCUCAGCUGUAACGCCACCAGCUCGUCAUCCCAGCGUGGAGCCAUCGCCUCCGCCGCCGCCCAUGCUGAUGUAUGCCCCGCCUCCGCAGCCCAAUGCAGCUCAUCCCCAGCCCAUUCGCACUCAGUCGGAGCGAAAGGUGAGUGCUCCCGUGGUGGUGUCCCAGCCGGCAGCCUGUGCCGUGACCUAUACAACCUCCCAAGGACCAACGGCGGUGGCCACCCAGCAGCAGCAGCAACAGCAACAGCAGCAACAGCAACAGCAACAGCAGCAACAGAUGAUGAUGCAACAGCAGCAGCAACAUUAUGGAAUGCUCCCACUGAGGCCCAACUGAAAGCGGCUGUCAUGGGGUCCGGUGACCACGCCCCCGCCAGGGAUCCACGCCCUCGCCCUCCAGCCCGGAGGCACCAUGACCCUGCACCGCUGCAGCCUAGCCAAGCAGAGCAGUUUGUUUUAGUCGUAGUCCAAAGGAAAUGUACGCAAGUCUCCAGCCCUUAGUCUAGCAUAGUCCUAGUUUAGUUAGAUGCAGCAUAGCCACAUUGUAUUAUUCAGACGAGGAACUCACACCUAGCAGCAUCUUCCGACAACGAUGCGAUCGAGCAUAGAACAUUUAGUCUUAAGGAUCUACUAAAGACGAGUGUUGACUGUACACCUAAAGCUAGACUAAUCAAAUAUAGGUGAUCUAGACUGAAAGAUAGCAGCAUUUAAGCAAGCUGUUUUCUUUACAAUACUUCUUAUGGUUUUGUAGGUUUUUUUUUUGAAGACAUCUUCAUUUUCUUCACAAAACUAAGAUUUUUAAUCAAGUUCAUGUUAAAAGUUUUAUUUGUUUUGACAAGUUAUCUUCGCUUUUUGUAAAACCAAAAACUAGACUGAAAGAAUUUAAUAUGCAUUUACUUAGUCGAUAUCUUUCAC